This is a messenger RNA of Rubroshorea leprosula, 975 nucleotides long. The record is from the annotation of a GenBank genome assembly. Lineage: Eukaryota; Viridiplantae; Streptophyta; Magnoliopsida; Malvales; Dipterocarpaceae.
GAUCUUGCUUCUCCCGAAAACAAAAGACCGAAUUUUGUACUUUGUUUUCAUUUCAAUCCUUCCGAUUUCGAUGAAAUCUGAGGGAAAGAAAUGACGGACGGCGGAGAAUACGGCGAUCAAAACCGUCUGCUGAGAUCCGCCGGCCACGAACAAGAAGACGGCGACGGUGAUGACGUCGAAGCCCAAGGGAACAACAGUGCCACCUCCAACAGCAGUAACAACGCUUUAAAGGAUAUCUUCAAGCACUUAGAUCGUGGAUUCUCUGGGAGACGCAACAACUACAAGCGACUCGACAGAGAGCACUCAUCAACGUCGUCUUCAGUAGAUCGAAAUCAUGAUGAUCAUCAAUAUGCUUAUGUCGACGGUGCGGAUGCGCUUGGUGAUAGCGCCCCGCCUGAAUGGGCGUUGCUUCUUAUCGGCUGCUUGCUUGGGCUCGCAUCUGGUCUCUGUGUCGCCGCUUUCAAUAAAGGAGUAGGUUUUCUUCUCUAAAUUUUAGAUAGAUUUUUAGUUUUGUUUGAGAUCUGGGCUCUUCACUGAUGCUGAAUUAUUUAGUUGUUGCGUGAUUUUUCCAUUUCUGUUCAUGUCAUACAUGAAUGGGCCUGGGCUGGGACACCAAAUGAGGGUGCUGCUUGGCUCCGUCUCCAGAGACUAGCUGACACUUGGCAUCGGAUUCUUUUGAUACCGGUGACUGGGGGGGUCAUUGUUGGCAUGAUGCAUGGUUUACUUGAGAUAUUGUAUCAAAUAAAACAGUCCACUAAUUCUCAACACCAAAGUCUUGAUUUGGUUGCUGGGGUCUUUCCCACAGUAAAGGCCCUCCAAGCUGCUGUAACUUUGGGAACUGGAUGUUCUCUAGGUCCUGAGGGCCCUAGUGUCGAUAUUGGAAAAUCGUGGGCCAAUGGAUUUUCAUUAAUGAUGGAAAGCAACAGAGAAAGGAAUAUUGCUCUGGUGGCUGCUGGUGCUGCAUCUGGAAUUGCU